Mesorhabditis spiculigera is the source of this 1104-nucleotide messenger RNA. NCBI's taxonomy places the organism in Eukaryota, Metazoa, Nematoda, Chromadorea, Rhabditida, Rhabditidae. The record is from the annotation of a GenBank genome assembly.
AUGAGCCAGUCGGCGUUCAACGUGCAUCUGCCCCUCGGCACCCCCACCGUCGACCAGUUCCUCGGGAUCCCGCCCCAUCCGACCAAGUGCCAGGCGACGUACAUCUGGAUCGACGGCACCGGCGAGAAUCUGCGCAACAAGACCCGCACGCUCAACACGAGGCCCGUCAAGGUGGAGGACUACCCGAUCUGGAACUACGACGGCAGCUCCUGCGGCCAGGCCCAGGGCCGUGACUCGGAUCGCUACCUGAAGCCUGCCGCCGUGUUCCCCGACCCGUUCCUCGGUGGCCACAAUGUGCUGCUCCUGUGCGACACCUACGAUCACUUGAUGAAGCCCACUGCCACCAACCAUCGCGCCAAGUGCAAGGAGAUCAUGGACAAGGCCGCGGCGCACAAGCCCAUGUUCGGCAUGGAGCAGGAGUACCUGAUGCUCGACCGUGACGGCUACCCGUUGGGCUGGCCGAAGAACGGGUACCCUGCACCGCAGGGCCCGUAUUACUGCGGCGUCGGCGCGAACAAGGUGGUUGGGCGCGAGAUCAUCGAAACGCACUAUCGGGCUUGCCUGGCCGCCGGGCUGGAGAUUGCUGGCACCAAUGCUGAAGUCACCCCCGGCCAAUGGGAGUUCCAGAUCGGCGUCUGCGAGGGCAUCGCGAUGGGCGACCAGCUGUGGAUCGCCCGUUUCCUCCUCCACCGUGUGGCCGAGCAGUUCGGCGUCAUCAUCUCCCUCGACCCCAAGCCCCAGGUGACGAUCGGCGACUGGAACGGCGCCGGAUGCCACACCAACUUCUCCACCGAGACGAUGCGCAAACCCGGCGGCAUCGCCGCUAUCAAUGCGGCCUGCGAAAAGCUCUCGAAAACCCACAAGGAGGACAUGAAGCUGUACGACCCGAACGGCGGUCGUGACAACUUGCGCCGCUUGACUGGGCGCCACGAGACGAGCAGCGUCGACCUGUUCACCUAUGGCGUCGCCAACCGCGGUUGCUCGGUUCGGAUCCCGCGCCAGGUCCAUGCCGAUCAGAUGGGUUACCUCGAGGACCGCCGGCCUUCUUCGAACGUCGACCCAUACGUGGUGACGGCUUCCAUCACUCGCUCCACGCUGCUGAUG